AUGCGUGCCAUAACCGUGGGCAUCAUCUCCAUUGGAGACAUGGGCCUAGGCAUAGCCAAACUCCUCCAAGCCCACGACUACCGAGUCGUCACCCUCAGCGAAGGACGAAGCAACCACACCCUCUCCCGCAUCCACGCGGCCAACAUCGAACCCCUCCCCUCCGACCAAGCCCUCGUCGCCCAAGCAGACUACAUCUUAUCCAUAGUCCCACCACGUAACGCACUAGCCACCGCCCAGCGCAUUGCGGCCGCCUGCACACACUCCGAAACAGCCCGCCAACGGGCCGCGAUCGACGAUGUCAACGGCCACCCGCAUCGUAGCCCGCUCUACUUUCUCGAACUCAAUGCGACGCCGCCCCGAUUGGCAGGGGAGUUGGCAGAUCUGUUCGUGGAGGACGAGUCCGCCACGUCAACACCGUUUGUGCGGUGCCACUUUCUUGACGGCGGAAUUAUCGGGGGCCCGCCAGUGCUAACGCCAGCACCAGUACCAGCACCGGCAUCUACGUCUGCGUCUGCGUCUGCGUCUGCAUCUGUAACGGCAGACGCAGACAGACCCCGCGGAACAUGGAAGAGGCCCAGCGUGGUUUUAUCGGGACCAGUAGUGGACAACCUCCCGCCGAGCUUUGCGCCGCUGGCCUCCGCGCUGAACGCAAAGAUCGUUUCACCACGGAUAGGCGCCGCGUCAACGCUCAAGCUCACUUUUGCCGCGCUGACCAAGGGCCUCACGGCCCUAUCCAUCCUCUCCUUCUCGACAGCGCAGCGCGAAGCGCUUCUCCCAGAACUACUGGCCCAUCUGGACGAGUACUCGCCCGCGACGGCGGCGCUGGCGCGCGGCGGUGUGAUCGCGAUGAGCCCCAAGGCGUACCGGUGGGAGGAGGAGAUGCGGGGGAUUGGCGAGGCGUUGGAGACGCAGGGUGGGUGGGAGGGAGUUGGGAUGGAUGUUUAUGGCGGGUUUGCGGAGGUUUAUCGUGUUGUUGCGGAGGAUACGGUGUUGGGGAUGGAGCGGGUUGGGGCACGCGAGCGGGGGACGAGUGUGGAGGAUGCGGCGGUGCUUCUUGCGGAUCGAGGGCGAGAGAGUCGUGAGGGGCCGAGAUCGUGA
Messenger RNA from Penicillium daleae, 1098 nucleotides. Its product is annotated as DUF1932 domain-containing protein. The transcript has 2 exons. The coding region runs from base 1 to 1098 and encodes 365 amino acids. The record is from RefSeq and is a predicted model, not a curated record. Gene Ontology annotation, molecular function: oxidoreductase activity. Lineage: Eukaryota; Fungi; Ascomycota; Eurotiomycetes; Eurotiales; Aspergillaceae.